GCCGCGGCGAUUUUAAACACGCACACCGAGAACCAGGCGGAUACUGUACGCGCUUAAGUCAUCGCCGGCGCUCGUUGUUGAAAUGUGCUAGUGCGUGUGCGCGGUGUACCGUACAGACGUUGAUAACAUCUCGACCGCACACGACCGAAAGCCGCGUUUCCGUGCUCGGCACACCGUCACCAGAGAAACCGGUAUUCAAAAUGAUGUUUAAAUACAUGUGUUUGGUUUUGUUCAUAACGUGGUAUCAAUUGGCCGACUGUCAUCCUGCAAAUUCGGAUGCAAAGCUAAUAGAUUCCAUGAUUGAAAAGGAAUCGGAAGCAUUUAUAGCAGCUGAAGCGGAACAAUCUAGUCAUAAGACGAUCAGAGAUAAAAGAACGAUCGGUUUCUUGCGGCAGCUGUUUCCAAAUCUAUCUCAGAUAGUCGACCGAAAGAUCCAACAGAUCACGCGAUUCCUAUUCCGCGUGAUCGGCCGACUGGUGCUCCGGGGCGGCGCCGGAGGGGGCGCGGGAGGCGGCGCUGUAGCGGGCGGCGGUGGCGGCGGCGGCGGCGGCGGUGACGCCGGCGGCUCCGGUGGCCGGCGGAUAUCGAUCACGUUGCCCACGUUCCCGCCGUCCACCGACGACGAGGACGAGGAGCAGACUGAAGUGCCGGCCGCCGUGCCCGCCGCGGCCACGGAAUCACCGGCCGCCGGCACCACGCCGUCGUCGGUCCUAGCGUCCGACACGGUGUCCGCCACCGACUCCGCGCCGGCCGAGUCCGCCGUCGACGUAGUCGCCACCACCAGCGCGGGCAUCACCACCAACGCCCCGAUGAUCACCACCAUCACCGCGGCCACCACCACCGCGGCCACUACCAACACCGCCGCCGAUAACGCCGUCACCACCAUCAGCAUCACCACCACCACUACCACCACCACCACCGCCGCCAGCAGCACCAACGCCGACGCCGUCACUCAACCGCCGUCGGACUCGGACAACACGGUAGGAACGGGCAUCGUAAAGAGGACUGCAAGGGAAGUGUCGACGGAAAAAACAAGUUCGGCCAAGAAACGGUCACCGCUCACAGACACUGAAAACGUCGACGUGACGUCGUCCGACAAUACGUUGUCGAGCGGAAGCGCUAACGACGAAGCCCGAUCGGAUGAUACGAUUCUUGCCGACGACGACGAGGACCCGAAGAACAAACGGGUUUUGUUCAACUUGCGAGGUGGCGGCAGCGGUGGAUCCGGAAACAUUUUGUUCGACAUGAUUCGAAGGGGAGCAGACAGAGCAGCUAGGGCUGCCGGUGGUUUCUACAGAGUGGUCGCAGGAACCGACCCAAACACAUUAACACUCGCACAGCCUCUUCAAUAUCCAUCGUUGAUAGCCGGCAGCGGUGCGAACCAGGACAAAGACGAGGUGGCCGACGGUUCACAGCUCGAAGGCGCCGAAUCUCAAGAAGUGCGGACGGACGUGAACGCCAAGGAGGACGGUUACAGCGUCGGCGUGCCCGGACCGCUGACUAGAAUCUUCGUAAUCGCCAACCGAGGCGUGGCCAAUUUGGUCCAAGACUUGAUUCUCAGAUUGGCCCAGACCACGGAGCGAAUAGUGAACUUCAAAGCCAGAUUAAUCACAUCUCUCAUCUAAGCAAAUAUUCAAGUUUGCGUAGUAAUUUUGUAAUUUAUUACCUACAAACGAUCCAUUUUAGUCAUAACCCAUAUGGAGAUAAAAAUCUUGGUUCUACGUCUUUUUUUUGUUUUUCUUUUUUUUUUUUGUUUCAAGCAACGUAGAAUAUGUAUCGACACGAUUUUUCUUUUAACUAUGUAUGUAAUUAUUAUAACAUAUAUAUAUUAAUAAUUUGUGUACAACAAUCGUGUUAUAUCAUGACACAUCCAUACAAAUGUAAAUUAUACGACGAAAUCAAAACUUAAAAUAGCCAAAUUAUUAUUAUUAUUAUUAUUAUUAUUAGUAGUAUUAUCCAUUUUUAUUGUAUAUUAUAAACGAUUUGUCUAUAUUAACGAUGUCUAGUUACAUAUAUUCACCUGUGUGCAUAAAAAACCGAUAUUAUUAUUUUUAAUACCUAGUUAAUUUUGUGAAACGUGUGCCAAAACACAAUUUAUGUAUGAUAUCCA
Messenger RNA from Sipha flava (yellow sugarcane aphid), 2110 nucleotides. RefSeq lists its product as uncharacterized. The coding region runs from base 201 to 1625 and encodes 474 amino acids. The transcript has 9 exons. The record is from RefSeq and is a predicted model, not a curated record. Lineage: Eukaryota; Metazoa; Arthropoda; Insecta; Hemiptera; Aphididae.